Messenger RNA from Peniophora sp. CBMAI 1063, 597 nucleotides. NCBI's taxonomy places the organism in Eukaryota, Fungi, Basidiomycota, Agaricomycetes, Russulales, Peniophoraceae. The record is from the annotation of a GenBank genome assembly.
AUGGCUGCGCCACCGAACCCGAACGACUUCGCUGAUCGUGGAGGAUUGGCUUUCAGGGGCGGUGGGCCGAUCUUGAAAGCGGAGGCCCCGCCGCCGCGCUAUCAUCUCCACCCUCUCAAUAACCCGGGCAAAAGCACGCUCGUAAUGAUGUUGUGGAAAAGCGUCUGGGGCGAUAUUGUCGCGCUUUAUGCUUUGAUUAAGGCGGGGAUGAUCUCGAUACCUGUCAAAGUGGCGAGCGUUUGGCGCGAGAGCGCGACUACGCCUCGGCAAAGGGCGUUAUUCCUUCUCAGAGCUUUCAUCCUGACGGCUUGGGUCAUCUUCAACCUCGUCUUCACGUCCAAACAAGUGCAAUACUCCGAGAUACCCCUCUCCGGCGAGUGGGAUCGGAUGAUCCACAUGAUCUGUAGAGAGUUCGGGUGGUUCAUCUAUAACGUCUCCGCCUUGUUAGUUAUCCUCUUUCCUGGAGACAUUUGCGAGGCACGUGCGGGGACCAUGAUGUACACGGUUCUUCUGGGGCAAUCUCUGAUCGCCUGGUCUUAUCACUUCUUGGCCUACGUCCUGUUAACCACGGGCCGUGGGUUCUACUUCGCCCUAUGA